AUCUGUACCCUUCAAAAAUGGCCAAGAUCCUCCUCUUUUCCCUUCUCUCUCUUCUUCUUCUGCUUCUCUCUAGAUCAACCACCGUUGCCGCAGCUUGGCCGGUAUCUGACCCACAACCACCAGAAUCUCCUACUCCUGCGACGCCAUGGUCGUGGGACUCAAGUAUCAACGAAGAUGAUUGUGAAGGUUUGGAGACGGAGUGUAGUGCAAGGAGGAUGGCCAUUGCUCACACGGAUUAUAUCUACACACAGGAUAUUAAAGACCCUUGAUGCAUUUUCCUUUUCAAAAUUUCCAUUUGCAAUAUCGUAGAUUGGUCUUUCAAUUUUGUUCUCCUCUGUACAUUUCUCCUCAAAUCUAUAUCGUUAAGGAAAAGAUGAUACAAAUGCACGUCUA
Magnolia sinica is the source of this 393-nucleotide messenger RNA. Its product is annotated as phytosulfokines-like. Gene Ontology annotation, molecular function: growth factor activity. Bases 18 to 269 code for a protein of 83 amino acids. Gene Ontology annotation, biological process: cell population proliferation. Gene Ontology annotation, cellular component: extracellular region. The record is from RefSeq and is a predicted model, not a curated record. NCBI's taxonomy places the organism in Eukaryota, Viridiplantae, Streptophyta, Magnoliopsida, Magnoliales, Magnoliaceae. The transcript is spliced from 2 exons.